UUCAAUUUUCUUCCUUUUUGUUUGCAUUCGUAAAGCAGCACUAGAACGUUUUUUUUCUUAUUACUUGUUGGCUGGUUCAUUUUGUAAGAAAUAAUGUGUAAGAAUUAGCUAACAAGAGUACUUUUUAAUUUAUUUUAGAUUAGAUAGCUAUAUAAUCGUGUAGAUAGCUAUAAAUAUAGCUAGCUAGACCAAUUUCGGUGCAACAGAAUGUUUUGAUUUUGUGUUUUGAUUUUGUAUUGAUGACAAUGAGCAUGUAUAUACACUCAUCGUUUUAGGUAGCAAGUAUAAAGUAUAAUAACUUAAUAGUAACUGCAGAUCAUAAUAGAUUGCAAAAGACAAUAUAUAAAAAUAUCUAAUAUUGUUUGCAAAUUUAACAUUUUAUUCAUAAGUAUUUAUGUUUUUGGUGUGAAAAUUGGAAACUAUAGCUAUAUUUUAUUGCAAAUAAAUUCCUCAUUAAUAAUUACAGAUAAAAUCUUUUAAGUUUGGUGAAAAACAAACAAUUUCCCCCAAAAAAUUAACAUGGAUUUUGGUUUUGCAAAUAAGCUUUAGGAAUUUUAAAAUUAAAGUGUAGGAAUGGUCCUAAUUAAAAGGGUUGCCUUUUCAGAAGGCUUAAUAUGACAUCAUAAUUUAUGCAGCGUAAUUAAAUCUGAAUUUCUGUAUUAUGUAAAUGUCUUGAGAACAAAAAGAGCUUUUUAAAAUGACUUGGUUAUCAAAUUUUUAGGCUCUUAUAAGUCCAACAUCAUUUUAUAUCUCGGGUUCCCUUUAAUUAUUCCAAUGUAAUGGAUUUGUGCUUGUUUUAACAAUGUUUAAAACUAAAUUAAUAAUGCAAGUAUAUUAUUCAUACCAGCAUUAAACCCAUGAAUGAUGUUAAACCAAGCUUCAAUUAAAGUUCAAGAUGCAGACCCUGAAAAAAACCACUCACCAAAAAUUGGUCUUCAAAAAACACAAUCAUUUGAUUCAGCUUCGUUAAAAAAGAAAAAAGGAUCAAAGAGUCCAGGGACAGCCAGGCGACUAUUACCAUCCACUCCAAGUUUUUUAAAGAACAAUAAAGAAAUAAGUAAAAGUACAGAUGAUGUUAAAUGUGAACCUGAAAAACAUGAGAGCUUGACAGCAAAGUUUAAAUAUAACAGUUUACCUCGUCGGAAAAAAGACAGUAAAUCACGUAGUGCUGGUUCGUCAACAUUUUAUACAACAGAUCAAAAACCCAGCCCACAGGAGCAAAGGAGAGACUCACAAAAUGAGACAAUAAAAGAAGUUUCAGAAACAAGUAAUAAUGGUUAUCAAACAAUGAAACGAAAAGAGUCUAAAGAAUCUAAAACACAAGAAAAUGGUCAUGAGAAACAAACGCAUGUUGCGCUGUAUAAGUUUUAUGCAAGGCAUAAAGAUGAACUUCCUUUUAUAGAUGGUGAUCCUAUACAAGUUAUAAAAAUGUUUGAUGAUUUAUGGUACGAAGGAAUAAAUCUUGCAACUGGAAAACAAGGUGUUUUUCCCUGUCGCUAUGUUGCUGACAUAAUGUUACGUGAGAUAUCAUCAGGGAUAGAGGAACCCUCGGAUCACAGGCAAUUUCAAAUGAGGUUUCUUGGUUCAGUUGAAGUUCUUGACUGUAAAGGUGAUGAGGUCUUAUGCUAUGCUAUUGCAAAGGUUGUCAAUCAAAGAAGUAUGCUUUCAACAUCAAAUCCGCCCUCUUGCUUUCUGCAAGUCAGCACAAGGGGGAUAAGAAUCUGCAUGAUAGAAAACGACAAUAAUCAAGACAUUGACCGAAAAGCAAAAAAAGGAAAAACUAUCGAAAAAUAUACUAUAAACGAAGAAGCGUCGCACCAUUUUGCGUUAAAGAACGUCACGUUUUGUGGAAACCACCCGAAAGACAGAAGGUAUUUUGGUUUUAUUACGAAACAUCCGGAUGAGUACAGAUUUGCGUGUCAUAUUUUUAUGUCAAAAUACUCCACGGACGAAGUGGCAAAGGUUGUAGGAAACUGCUUCGACACGUUUUACGAAAAAUAUCUCGAAUACAGGGCUCCAACAGAAGAUCUUUAUAUUGAAUAGUUUCAAAAACAUCCAUUGCGUCGGGCAGUACGAGACUUGUUUCGUGAUCUACUUUGCCUAAGUAAUAAUGGAGGAUCUCCCACAAUCGUAGCCAUGGUUGUGGUGUUUAUAUGCAAAUAAAGUAGGCUUGGAUCUAACUCGGUGAUAUCCAGUUCAAAAUAAAUGGAAAAAAUAGUUUAUGUAUUUCUAGUGGUUUAUAAACUAGGGCAUGAACGUGUUUUCCAGUUCGUAAAUUCGGCCUGGAUACUUUUUAAAAAUAUCUUUAUAAUCGCAUUUUUGUCUCUUCUUAGUGGUUUUGUUGUUUUUUGUUGUUAUUGCUGUUUUUGUUGUUGUUUUCUCUGUUUUUAAUUUCAUAUUCAGUUUUUAAAAGAAUUAUUUUAUAUUUUUUAAUUUGGAUUUAAAAUCUUUCUGUUGUACUUGUGGUUAUCUUCGUUUUCGUUUUGUUGUUGUUGUUGUAGUUGUUGUUGUUUUUGUUGUUUUUGUAUAUAUGCAUUGAAAAAAAGUAAAUUGUAGAUACAUUCAUUUUUUACACAGAACACUUAAAAAAUCCUAACGAAA
This is a messenger RNA of Hydractinia symbiolongicarpus, 2601 nucleotides long. RefSeq names its product C-Jun-amino-terminal kinase-interacting protein 1-like. The record is from RefSeq and is a predicted model, not a curated record. The coding region runs from base 862 to 2043 and encodes 393 amino acids. Gene Ontology annotation, molecular function: protein binding. Gene Ontology annotation, cellular component: cytoplasm. NCBI's taxonomy places the organism in Eukaryota, Metazoa, Cnidaria, Hydrozoa, Anthoathecata, Hydractiniidae. Gene Ontology annotation, biological process: regulation of JNK cascade. The transcript has 7 exons.